Molecule: messenger RNA, 1556 nt
Organism: Paramecium primaurelia
Lineage: Eukaryota; Ciliophora; Oligohymenophorea; Peniculida; Parameciidae
Source: the annotation of a GenBank genome assembly
AUGAAUUAAGACAUUUAUAUCAAAAAAUAAUGGUUCAUAAAAAGUCGAGAAGGGAAGGUCGAAGAUUAUUAUAUUUUAGACAAUAAAGUUUAAUUACAAUAUCAUCUAUUUAGGAACUCUCUUCUGGUUCAUUUGGAAAGGUUUAUUAAGCAAAACCUAAACUCUUGAAAAAUGAUCCAAUGAGAGCUGUAAAAGUAAUACCAAAAAGACUUAUUGAAAAUAAAGAUAGAUUCCUUUAAGAAGUAGAAAUUCUUAGAAAUCUUGAUCAUCCAAAUAUUAUCAAACUAUAUGAGACUUUUGAAGAUGUUCGGAAUAUUUAUUUAGUCAUGGAGUAUAUUUGUUGAUUUUAAAUUAUUUAGACUUUGUACUGGUGGUGAAUUAUUUGAUUAAAUUGUUACUCAUGGUUAAUUAAGUGAAAAGGAUGCACAAUAAGUGUUCAUUUAAAUAAUGAGAGCCAUUUCUUAUUGUCAUAGUAAAGGUAUUGCUCAUAGAGAUUUAAAACCUGAAAAUUUCAUAUAUUAUGAUGAUAAACCAGGAAGUUUAUUGAAAGUAAUUGAUUUUGGAUUGUCUCGUGUAUUCAGAUAAUCAGGUUAAUAAGAGAAAUAAAUGAUGAAGAGUAGAACUGGCUCAGUAAUCAUUAAAUUUUAUAAUUAGGUUUAUUAUAUAAGUCCAGAAGUUUUGGAUGGUUAAUAUGAUGAAUUAUGUGAUGUAUGGUCAGCUGGAGUUAUUCUAUAUAUUUUACUUACAGGAAUCCCACCUUUUAAUGGAAAUAGUGAUGGAGAAAUUGUUAAAUAAAUUAAAGCAGGAAAAUUUAAUUUAAAUUUAUCUGAAUUAUAGGUUGUUUCUGAAAGUGCUAAAGAUCUUAUUUAGAAAAUGAUUUGUAAACAUUCUUAAAGAUUAAAUUCUCAAUAAGUAUUAUAGCAUGAAUGGUUACAAAAUCUAAAUUAAAAUGAUUCUAAAUUAUCUCUUAAUUUUGAUUCAUUAAAGUAAUUCACUUAACAAAGUAAAUUAAAAAAAGUAUAAAAAUAAUUAUUAAUUUUAUAGAUUGUGCUUGCUUAAAUAGCAUCUUAAGUAAGUUUAAAUGAAAUUGGAGAACUUAGUAAAUUAUUUUAAACUUUAGAUAAAGAUGGUAAUGGAUAAUUGAGUUUUGAAGAAUUUAAGAAUGGAUUUAAAGAAAAGAAAAAUGAUCUAUUGCAAUAUUUUGAAGCUAUUGAUACUGAUUCAUCAGGAUCAAUUGAUUAUAAUGGUUUUUAUAAUUGAUUUUUUAUUACUAUAGAAUUCAUAGCAGCCAUGAUGGAGAGGACAUUCUAUUUAAAAUAAGAUAAAUUAUUAUAAGCCUUUUAAACAUUUGAUUUAGAUAAUGAUGGAAAAAUAACUGCAUUAGAAUUAAAAAAAGUGCUUGGAGGUAAUAAAUAUAUAAAUAUUAAUAUAUAGAUAAUGAUUAUUAUAAUAAAAUUGAUUCUAAAUUUUGGGAAUCCUUAGUGAAAGAUGGAGAUUUUGAUGAAGAUGGUAAAAUUGACUAUUUAGAAUUUGUUGAAAUGAUGAGUGAUUUAUGA